Messenger RNA from Salvia miltiorrhiza (redroot sage), 1214 nucleotides. Its product is annotated as classical arabinogalactan protein 9-like. Gene Ontology annotation, cellular component: plasma membrane. The record is from RefSeq and is a predicted model, not a curated record. The transcript is spliced from 2 exons. NCBI's taxonomy places the organism in Eukaryota, Viridiplantae, Streptophyta, Magnoliopsida, Lamiales, Lamiaceae. The coding region runs from base 348 to 989 and encodes 213 amino acids.
GUGCAGCAGAAACCCUACUUCAUCUACAUUCACUACAAUGCAGAGAAGAUGUAAUAGUAGGACCCGUAUGUAUCUCACUGCAGACGAUCGAUUUUGUCCAAAUAGUAUGUUGCACGAACUUGACGUCCAGACAAAAUAAAGUGGGCCACCCUUCUCUUUACUCCACUACGGUUCCACGCCUUACAAAUACACCUUUUUCCGCUUAAAAACGCAUUUACACUCGCUGCUUUAAAUCGUACCCUUCCUAUAUAUACAUACAUUCACUCACCUUCUUCCCUCGUCUUAACCUUCACUCCCCGGUGCGCACGUUAAGCCGAGCUUAGCAGCAAGCGCAUUUACUUCGAAAAAUGGCUCCCAACCUGCUAGUCUUCACUGCCGUGAUCUGCAUUGCCGUCGCCGUCGUCAGCGGCCAAUCUCCGGCUACUUCUCCGACCGCCACUCCUGCUCCGCCUACUCCUACCACUCCUGCUCCGCCCACUCCCACUCCUCCCACCGCGUCUCCGCCUCCCGUGACCACACCGACGCCGCCAGCAGCAACGCCGCCGCCUGUCUCCGCGCCACCCCCGGUGGUUACUUCUCCGCCUCCUGCAGCAACGCCGCCUCCGGUUUCAACACCGCCGCCCGUCGCCGCGCCUCCCCCGGUGAGCACGCCGCCACCUGCAACCCCUCCGCCGGCCGUUCCUCCUCCAGCUUCUCCGCCGCCUCCUGUGCUUUCCCCGCCCCCACCGGUUGCACCUACGCCGGCUCCGCUUGCUUCCCCUCCAGCUGCGGUUCCAGUUCCUGCUCCGUCGAAGCCGACGUCUCCGGCUCCAUCUCCGUCGCUGUCGAGCCCUCCGGCUCCGCCCACCGGAGCUCCGGGCCCCAGUCUCCCCGGUCUCUCUCCUGCUCCAUCCGCCACAGAUCAGAGUGGAGCAAAUUCGGUGCGCGCGGCGCAGAUGAUCUCUAGCAGCGCUGUUUUGGGCUGGGCUUUGAUGAUUUUGGUGGCUUAGAUUACCCUGCUUGGGCCUUUUCCUUUUCUCGCACUGCAGCCCACAUUUAUAUAUUAUGCUAUUUUUAUCUAUUUGUUGGCAUUUAGGUGAUAGCUUUGUUUGUGGAGAUUUUUGGAUGUACCUUUGAUUUUAUACAUUGAUUUGGAUUCUUUUUUGUAUUCACUACUCCAGAGGAGCCAUCUUUUUUCCAUCGGAUUAUUAUCUGACCUACUCUCUUAUUUCUCA